This is a messenger RNA of Lampris incognitus (smalleye Pacific opah), 1743 nucleotides long. RefSeq names its product progestin and adipoQ receptor family member VI (gene paqr6). The transcript is spliced from 8 exons. Lineage: Eukaryota; Metazoa; Chordata; Actinopteri; Lampriformes; Lampridae. Gene Ontology annotation, molecular function: signaling receptor activity. The coding region runs from base 79 to 1362 and encodes 427 amino acids. The record is from RefSeq and is a predicted model, not a curated record. Gene Ontology annotation, cellular component: membrane.
CGUCCUUUUUAUUAUUUUAUUUAUUUAUCCAUUUAUUUAUUGUUAUCUCGACACACUUGCAUUUUGCAUCUUCUGGAUAUGCCGCAUUUUUUCCCAGGAGGAACUGUGCUGUUUCCGGUGUGGCGUGGAGGAGGGGCCAGUGGCGGUGGCGGCAGCGGCAGUGGUUGGAGUCAGGGAUGGGCCUGGGGGCGCUGUCUAAGGUGGGAGCCUGCGGGAGCCGGAGAUGGGUCCCAGAGCCCAGCAUUUGACUGCCCCAUCUGGUGUGUCCUUUGUCGAGGAGGACGGGCCCGGCUCAGAGAGGCCUGUCAGAGAGGCCGGGGUGCCAUCAAACUGCCCACUGUCAUGCUCAGUAUCAAACUCCCAGAAGUCUUUGACAUCCAUCAGGUCCCCAAGGUGUUCAGGGAGGAUGGCAUUAUCUCGGGUUACCGUCACCCCCGCAGCUCGGCCAUGGACUGCCUACUGAGCAGCUUCCAGAUGAACAACGAGACGGUCAACAUCUGGACCCAUUUCCUACCAACCUGGUUCUUCCUGUGGCGCUUCAGCGUCCUCUGCUCCAGCUUGAACUUCCUGACAGACAGCUACACGUGGCCACUGCUGGUCUACAUGCUGCUGAUCUGCGUGUACCCGUUCACAUCCAGCUGUGCACACGUCUUCAGCACCAUGUCACCAGAGUCACGCCACAUCUGCUACUUCUUCGACUAUGGAGCGCUCAGCCUGUACAGCCUAAGUUGUGCGAUAACUUAUGCGUCCUACAUCAUGCCAGACUGCUGGGUCAACACAUGGCUACAUCAACAUUUCAUCCCCAUCGCCAUUGGGAAUUCCUUAUUCUGCACCAGCUUGUCGUGCUACUCCAGGUUCCUGGAGAUGCAGUUUCCACAGAAAAGUAAAGUCCUUCGCACAGGAGCGUUUGUCGUUCCAUUCGUGUUCGACACAAUGCCACUGUUCUACAGACUGUUGCUGUGCUGCGGGGGGAGCUGUAGCUCCAGCGAGGCCUUGUCUUAUCACUGUUACCAUCUCCUCUUUGCUUUCCUCACCUGCUUCCUGUUCGCCUCCCACCUCCCGGAGAGGCUGGCGCCGGGGCGCUUUGACUACUUUGGCCACAGCCACCAGCUCUUCCACAUCGCCGCUGUUGUAGGAACACACUUCCAGAUGGAGGGCGUGAUGGCCGACAUGACCUCUAGAAGGGUUUGGCUGAUUUCCCACGGAGCCUUGCCAACGUUUCUGGGCACGAUCGGGGCACUGGUCGUCGGCCUCAUACUCAACCUGGGCAUUAUUGGCAUUUUCAGCGCUCCCCUACUGUGCAGCCCCUGCCAAAGUGCCAGUCCGCAGCCGCAGAGCGCCCAACACAAACACAAGGAGUAACCGGGAGUGACGCUCAAAAUGGCCGCAGGCUUUCCAGUGGCAGCGGGCAGGCCGUACCAUUUAGUCUUUUAAUGUUUGGGAUGACCAUAGUUUAUGUAGCAGUUGUUUAACAUCGUCAUGGUUUUAACAUUUAAGGAUAUUUUUGAUACAUUGUUCUUGAUGCUGAAGCGUUUUUGUUUCUUUUAACAGCAUCACACUUUUAAGUGUUUGUCCAUGUGUUCAUGGUUUACCUGGAAGCUGAGGACCCAGUUUUGCUUUUGAAGCCUUUAGAUUAUUUAACAUUGAGUUUACAGCUUGGAUUGGAGUAGGUGUACAUACGUAUGCCCACUGGGUACAAAUGUCUCAGUCUAAUUUAUUUGCAUAUCUCGUAGAAGCUGCACU